Messenger RNA from Racocetra persica, 265 nucleotides. Lineage: Eukaryota; Fungi; Glomeromycota; Glomeromycetes; Diversisporales; Gigasporaceae. The record is from the annotation of a GenBank genome assembly.
AUAUAUCCGAAAGCCAUCGUAUGCUAUGUUAGCUCUAUGGGUAAAAGAAUCUUGUGAUGAAAUUAGUCCUCAUUUAAUUCGAAGUGCAUUUAAAUGCUGUGGUAUCUCGGUAGAAAUGGAUGGGUCGGAAGAUGAUUUAGUCUUUGAUUAUGAAUUGUUGGAUGAGGAGAAUGCAAGUAAUGAAAAUACUGAAGAAGUAUUGACUUUUGAUAAUAUUGAUGGAGACGAAUAUGAAGAAGUCGAAGUUGAUAAUGUUUGGGAAUAA